This is a messenger RNA of Prunus armeniaca (apricot), 1497 nucleotides long. NCBI's taxonomy places the organism in Eukaryota, Viridiplantae, Streptophyta, Magnoliopsida, Rosales, Rosaceae. The record is from the annotation of a GenBank genome assembly.
AUGGCCCUUCACCGCCAAACUCACCGCCUUUCCACCUGUCACCGCCACCCUACCAAACCCAUCACAGGCUUCUGCGCCCCCUGCCUCAGUGAACGCCUCGCCGGCCUCGACUCCGCCGCCGCUGCCGCUCAACCCCAAUCACCGACCCGGAACCCCCAUUCCGGGUCCGAGCUCCGGCGCAGCAAGUCAUGCUCCGGCCAGAGACCUGAGUCUUCGUCGGCCCCCGACCCGACCCGGCGCAAGUCCUGCGACGUUCGGGCUCGGAACACUCUGUCGGAGCUCUUCAACAUCGACGACGACCGCAAAGGCCUGCCCAGAAAGUUUGAGGUCGAACUGAGAGGAGAAAAGGACAAAGACGAUAGUGGAGACGAAGCUAGGGUUUUGGAUUCGGAUGCGGAGUUCAAGACGAUGAAGGAGCUGAUAGAUCUCGAGUGGGAGAGGAAGAAGGGUGCGGGUCGGGAUUUGAAGGAAAUCGCAGGGACAUUUUGGGGAACGGCGUCGGUUUUGAGCAAGAAGGUGAGGCAAUGGCGGCGGAAGCAGAAGACGAAGAAGGCGGAGAAUGAGGGUUUCGUGUGCCAGAAGCGGAGGGAAACCCAGUCGGAGGUUGGAGAGUACGCAUUGGGGAGAAGAUCGUACGAUACGGAUCCGGAUCCGGGUCGAAUGUCGCUUGACGAGCCUCGGGCUUCGUGGGACGGGUAUUUGGGUUCGAGAGCCCACCACCCGAGGCUGACGCCGAUGGUUUCGGUUGUGGAAGAGAGCUUGGAGAGGAGCCCAGGUGGGUCAGCUCAAACCAAAGACUAUUACUGUUCUCAGCGGCGGCGGAGCUUCGAUCGAUCGGCGGCGGAGGUUGAUGAGUUGAAGUUGGUAACGAAUGCCAGAGUGUCCCCUGCGACUACAGAGUUGUUCUAUGGCGCCAAGUUGCUAAUUACAGAGAAGGAACUGAUGGGUUCGGGUUCGAAGUUGAAAUCUGUUGAAGAUGAGUGUGAGGAGGAGGAGGAGGAGGGUGGUGUUGGGGUUGGCGUUGAAGCUGUUUGUAAAAAUGCUGCUGUGGAAUCAACCAAUGGGGUUGAUCAUCAAAAGCCGAAUAGGCGGCACAAGAAGUGGAGUUUUUGGGGUUUGAUGCAGAGGAGAAGUGAAAAGAAAUGUGUGGAUGAAGACAAUGCAGAUUCUUGGCAAAAGCUGAGGAGGGUUGCCGAUGGAGAAGCCAACAGUGGGUCUGUGAGCCAGAAGCUGAUUCGGAGUUACAGCGUUAGCUGUAGGAACUCAUGCAAAAUGGUUGAUUUGUUCAGCAAUGUGAAUGGCGUUGGUGUCGAGAGCAAAAGCAAUGGUUUGAAGACUCUGCAGAGGAACAAGAGUGCUCGGUAUUCGCCGAGCAAUCUUGAUCAUGGAUUGUUGAGGUUUUACUUGACGCCAUUGAGGAGCUACAGGAAGAGUGAAUCAGGAAAGAGUAGGCCAAGCAGCAACAACUUACAGUCUGUGCCCAAGAAUGUCUUGUAA